Molecule: messenger RNA, 1179 nt
Organism: Prunus persica (peach)
Lineage: Eukaryota; Viridiplantae; Streptophyta; Magnoliopsida; Rosales; Rosaceae
Exons: 1
Coding region: 325-1047 (240 amino acids)
Cellular component (GO): plasma membrane
Molecular function (GO): kinase inhibitor activity
Source: RefSeq, a predicted model, not a curated record
AAAAGUGUUAAACCUCACAACAUCAUUUAUGAUUUAACACACUUCCUUCCCACACACUGAGACUGAGUGUUAUUGCAACCCCACCCCACCCUAAGUAUUGAAUUUAAUAUUGAGUUGGCAAGUAGAACUUCAUCAUUCACACCACCAAAACCUUUGCCCAUCUCACCCAACAGAGGGUCAAGAUCAUUCCAGGUGUCACACCCAUAUCAAAAGGAACCCGAAUUUCCCUCACUUUUUUCUACCCCUAAUUAAACCUUCUUAUAAAUAUACAACCUGCCCCAUGCAAAUACACCAACCUCCUCUCUCUCCCUAAAAAAACCAUCCAUGGAAAACCGCCGGCUAAAGAGCACCUCCGGCGACACAUUCUCCUUUCCGAGCACUCCGAUCCACGAGCAAGACUCCGAUUUCGAAUUCGGAUGCUUCACCCCUGACUCAGCCUCCAGCACUGAUCCCUGCAAAGACUCCCCUGCAGACCAUUUGUUCUUCAAUGGCAGGCUCUUACCACAUGCCUUCCCAUUUCAACCAAUUAGCAACGGUUUUAUGGGUGUCGAUAGUAAUUCUCGGAGAACAAGCCGGACGAGCAGCAUUAGCAGCAAGGACUCUCUCAUGUCCUCAAGAAGCAAUAGCACCAACAGCAGGAGCAGCAGCUGCAGCAGCAGCGCAAGGACAAGCUCAAGCGACAACUCUGAGAGGAAAUUGGUGCACCAAAACAAAUUGGGUUCUAGAGCUUCAUCAGAUAGAUACAAAGGAAACAGAGCUAAUAAUCUCGGAGGUGGACAAGUUUAUGGUUCUUCUCAGAGAUGGCAAUUCAUAACAGCUGUGCCUGUACCGGCUUCUUUAAGCCGUGACAAUUCUCGGAAGAAGGCGAAAGUGGAUCAGCUUGAAGGGAAGGAGAAACCCAUCAAAGGGAAGAGAAAAGGCCGGGUGAAGACGGUGGUGGUCCGCCGGAGUUUUGGCCGGAGGUUUUUCCGGUGGCUUGUUUGGACCUGCAGAAAGUGUCACGCAAUGGAACCGUCCAACAAAAGUAGUGAUCAUGUAAUUAAUUAAAGCUGCGAAUUGAUAAAUGUGAAGUGAAAAAUGAUUUUUUUUAAAACUUGUUUAUCAAGUUUUGUAAUUUGUUCAUGGGUUUGAGGUUAGUAUUUUGAAGUUUGCUUUGAAAGUAGAUAACUGGCUUUAUAC